Messenger RNA from Heterocephalus glaber (naked mole-rat), 3102 nucleotides. The record is from RefSeq and is a predicted model, not a curated record. NCBI's taxonomy places the organism in Eukaryota, Metazoa, Chordata, Mammalia, Rodentia, Bathyergidae.
CCAGAAUCCUACCCAGACUCCAGAUCCCAGAAUCCCGCACCGCAAAUCUAACCCGAGUGCCCAGUCGGCUGACUGCGGACGUGACCAAGUUGGGAACUGGGCUUCCACGAAAAGCCUGACCGCGGACGUACUUGGUGUUCGGGUGAGCGGUCCACUGUCCUCUCCCACCCGUCUCCAGCCCCGGAAAGAUGGUGUCGCCCGGCUCCAGGCUCCUGGAGCAGGCUGUAAGGUAGCGCCCGCCCUACCCUGGAAUGUGGGCCUUGAGAGCGAGCGAGGUGGGAGGGACCCCAGCGGGGAGGCGGGCUGGGCCCGGGCGGCGAUAGGGACGGCCGCAGCCGCGGGCGGUGGGAGGAGCCGCGCGGUUCCGGUUGCCGGGCCGGGCGACCCUUGGGUCGGCGAGGCGAGGCGAGGCGAGGUGGCCGGACAGGUAGGCGAGCGGGCGGUCGCAGCUCUCAAGCAGGCGCUGGCGGCCGAGUCCGCGGCGCGCCCCUGGCACCCGCGGCCUCCCGUGCCGCGGCGGGGGAGUGAGGAGAUGCCUACCCAGAGGGACAGCAGCACCAUGUCCCACACGGUGGCGGGCGGCGGCAGCGGGGACUACUCUCACCAGGUCCGCGUGAAAGCCUAUUACCGAGGAGAUAUCAUGAUAACACAUUUUGAGCCUUCCAUCUCCUUUGAGGGCCUUUGCAAUGAAGUUCGAGACAUGUGUUCUUUUGACAAUGAACAGCUUUUCACCAUGAAAUGGAUAGAUGAGGAAGGAGACCCGUGUACUGUAUCAUCUCAGUUGGAGUUAGAAGAAGCCUUUAGGCUUUAUGAGCUAAACAAGGAUUCUGAACUCUUAAUUCAUGUAUUCCCUUGUGUACCAGAACGUCCUGGAAUGCCUUGUCCAGGGGAAGAUAAAUCUAUCUACCGCAGAGGUGCACGCCGCUGGAGAAAGCUUUAUUGUGCAAAUGGCCAUACUUUUCAAGCCAAACGUUUCAACCGGCGUGCUCAUUGUGCCAUCUGCACAGACCGAAUAUGGGGACUUGGACGCCAGGGAUAUAAGUGUAUCAACUGUAAACUCUUGGUUCAUAAGAAGUGCCACAAACUUGUCACAAUUGAAUGUGGGCGACAUUCUUUGCCACCGGAACCUAUGAUGCCAAUGGAUCAGUCAUCCAUGCAUUCAGACCAUGCACAGACAGUAAUUCCUUAUAAUCCUUCAAGUCAUGAGAGUUUGGACCAAGUUGGUGAAGAAAAGGAGGCAAUGAACACCAGGGAAAGUGGAAAAGCUUCAUCCAGUUUAGGUCUUCAAGACUUUGAUUUGCUCCGAGUAAUAGGGCGAGGAAGUUAUGCGAAAGUCCUGUUGGUUCGAUUAAAAAAAACAGAUCGUAUUUAUGCAAUGAAAGUUGUGAAAAAAGAGCUUGUUAAUGAUGAUGAGGAUAUUGAUUGGGUACAGACAGAGAAGCAUGUUUUUGAGCAGGCAUCUAAUCAUCCUUUUCUUGUUGGACUGCAUUCUUGCUUUCAGACAGAAAGCAGGUUGUUCUUUGUUAUUGAGUAUGUGAAUGGAGGAGAUUUAAUGUUUCAUAUGCAACGACAAAGAAAACUUCCUGAAGAACAUGCCAGGUUUUACUCUGCAGAAAUCAGUUUAGCAUUAAAUUAUCUUCAUGAGCGAGGGAUAAUUUAUAGAGAUUUGAAAUUGGACAAUGUAUUACUGGACUCAGAAGGGCAUAUUAAACUCACUGACUAUGGCAUGUGUAAGGAAGGAUUACGGCCAGGAGAUACGACCAGCACUUUCUGUGGUACUCCUAAUUACAUUGCUCCUGAAAUUUUAAGAGGAGAAGAUUAUGGUUUUAGUGUCGACUGGUGGGCCCUUGGAGUACUAAUGUUUGAGAUGAUGGCAGGAAGGUCUCCAUUUGAUAUUGUUGGGAGCUCUGAUAACCCUGAUCAAAACACAGAGGAUUAUCUCUUCCAAGUUAUUUUGGAAAAACAGAUUCGCAUACCACGUUCUCUGUCUGUAAAAGCUGCAAGUGUUCUGAAGAGUUUUCUCAACAAGAUGGAGCAAAAGCAGGUGGUACCUCCCUUUAAACCAAAUAUUUCUGGAGAAUUUGGUUUGGACAACUUUGAUUCUCAGUUUACUAAUGAACCUGUCCAGCUCACUCCAGAUGAUGAAUGAGAAAACCGAGGCUCAGAGAGGUUAAGCAAAGUUACACAGCUGUCAGGUGGCAGUCAGGACUCAAACCCAGAUCUGACUAAGGCCUGUGCUCUUUCUACUGUGCUACUGCUUCCAAUUUUGAUGAUGAACAUCUUUGACUGAAUUUCUGAGUAUUACCUUAAAAAUUACAUCCAGCCUGCAGUGAUCUGAAAUAUUUUUGUGCUUGUGUUGCAUAUUUUUAAAAUACAGUUUGGGAUAACUUGUGGAUCAUUUAUCAUUCCAAAUUCAUUCUCUCUCAUCUCAAGGAGGCCUUUAUUAUCUGGCAGUCAUUUUACAUAUCUUAAUUCUGAUCACAUUCUUCCCAGCAGCUGUUCCAAGCGGUCUCUGUGUUUUAGCAGCCUCAGUCUGACCCCUGCCUCCAUCUCUCCUAGUGGGUUAACCUUGCCUUAGCUCUGCUGUGAGGAUUGAGACCUCAGGCUAUGUGAGCUUGUCUCCUUGGCAGCUGUCUCCAGGCUGCCUUGUAUUUCAGGAUUGCUCUCUAACUCUUCCCAACCUUUUUCUUGUCCCUACUCUGAGAAGGCUCUCCCUUUUUGGGAAGGGAUAGCCCUCUUAAUUUUCCUGGACUCAUUUCUUUAGUUUCCUUUGGGAUUUCAUUUUGUUGCUUCACCAUCUUUUGUCUGUCUGCCUGCCUGUCUGUCUGUCUGAGAUAGAGUCUCACUACGUAGGUCAGGCUGGACUUGAACUCAUGGCGAUUCUCCUGCCUUAGCCUCCCGAGUGCUGGGAUCACAGGCGUGUUCCACUGUGCCCAGCUGCUUCACUCACCAUCUUUGAUUUAUUUUUUCCAGCUUCUUUUCCUCUACUACAAGCAUACUUAGCCUGAUGUUUUUUCCCCUAAGUUUUAGCCUCUCUUUGUUUUUGUUUCAUUUUUUUGUUGUUUUUGUUUGUUUUGAGACAGAGUCUUCCCAUAUAGCCCA